GAAUUAUUCUGGUGUGCUUCUCAAAAUAUUAUCCGACCAACAACGGUCUUUGUAUUCGUACGAAAAUGGCGUCGGGCAAGGCGCUACGUAAAACGUUCUUCCACUCGCCUUUGUUCUUAGCUUCGUUCUUAUAAACGCAGUUUGCAUUUCGUCGUGCUCGAGACGAUUCGUGCACGUUUUUUCUCCUGUUAAACUCGCUUUGCCGCAAACGUCUCGUGCUUCGAAAAAUAGUUGCAGGUGUCCGAGGAUCAAUUAGGCAACUGAGUGUGUGUUAGGUGUCAAGAGUCUCAGGUAUCGGCAUCGUCAAAGUGGACUUUAGUACAAUGACACGGUGCAGUUGACUCCUUUUCCACUUCUCCAUUUUAUUAUCCUUCGCUGAUGGACUGUUCGCUGCUUGGUCAUCUUUGUUCUCAUCAGCUUCUUAUCUUUCAUCGUACAUUUUAACUGAGGGUGAAGAAGGAAGAGAUUUCUGAAGUGUCUAAAGCCGAAGAUCUCUUGAAAAUGAGCGUGAUAAUCAGACUACAGAAUUUGGCGUGGUCCGCCAACGCUUUGGACAUUCGCCAAUUUUUCAGAGGGUUGAGCAUUCCGGAAGGAGGUGUGCACAUCGUCGGCGGUGAGCUGGGCGAUGCAUUCAUCGCUUUCAGCACCGACGAGGAUGCCCGCCAAGCUAUGAUGCACGACGGCGGCAAGAUCAAGGAGAUGAAGAUCAAGCUGCUGCUUAGCUCGCGCGCGGAGAUGCAAAAAGUAAUCGAGGCGGCAAGGCAGCAAACGUUGAGCCUUCAAUCCUUCAUGCAAACAGCGCCGGUCGUCCCGCCAGUGGUUCCGAAGCCGGGAUCGCCCGGGGACCGAAGGGAUAAGGAGAAAGAUAACGACAGCGAGUCGGGCAAGGAUCGAAAGGACAGGCGGGACAGAUCCCGCUCCAGAGACAGAUCUCGGUCCCGCGACAGAGACAGGGACAGGGACAGGAGGGACAGAGACAGAGGUCGAGACCGUAGACGUAGAGACAGAAGCAGAUCGCGAGACAGGGAGAGGGACAGGAGAGACAGACGACGUCGACGCGAUCGAUCCAGGUCCCGGGAUCGUACUCGGUCCAGGGACAGGGACACCAAACGUAAUUCCACGGGAGAGCGUCGUAAAGAUGGUAACGAGGAUGACAACAGCGACGUCGUUUGCGUGGGUCUUUUUCACAAAGACAAACCAGCGGCUGGUGCCAAGAAACCGUUAGAGAACGGAAUUUGGGAGGUCCCACCUCAGACACAGAUGCAGGCAGCCAUGCUGGCGCCUAGUAUUCUAGGUGCCGGUGUCGCUGCAUUGUCACAGGACGGCGAGCAACGCGCAAUGACUUUCGGCGGCUCGGUGAUCGGCCAGCAAUCUAUGCUGCAACAAAGCCAAUUUCCUAUCAAUGGAGUCAACGGUGUGGGAAGUUUGAUGCAGGCGCAUAUACCAGCGUUGGGCAUAGCGCCGUUAUCUCAAAGCGUCAGUAGCUCGAAUUUGCCUAGUUUGACCAGCGGACUGAACAGAACAAAGGAACCUUGGAACCAGGGUGAGCAAGGAAGGAUGGACCAAGUCAGGUUCCCUGGCAGAUCUGGCCAGUUUGCCGCGGACAUGUACGGUGCGAAUGGUUCUAUGAACUUCAGACCUGGUGUUAGACCGAACAAUCCUUUCUUAACUAAAGUACAAGAAUUGGAGGGUCGUCGCAAUCCGCACGCGUUCAGUUUCGACAGUGACAGACCAGGGAGUCGAAACUCUGCGAACAACUCGAGGUUCUCGAACGACAAUAAGAACAGUGGCGGGCUGUGCGUAGAAGUUCGUAACAUGCCAUCGAGUGCCACUCACAAUGACGUUCGCCACGCGUUCCAGGGUAUUUACAUAAGAAAAGACGGAUUGAAAUUGAUAAACGACAAUCACGGGAACCGAGUAGGCAUCGCUUACGUGAAGUUCACUAAACCCGAAGGUAAAGAAGUCGCUCUGAGCACGACCAGAUACGUUAGAGGAUCCGAAGUGGAAGUUCUGCAUUUGGAAGAAAGUAUCUUCGAAAAGGCGGUGGACUCUUAUUCCCCUGAAAAGGAAAGGGAUGACGGAAGGGACGAAGACGCCCGGUCUUCCGCCUGUAUUUUACUCACCGAUUUGCCGUCCUUCACUAAGGAGAUGGACAUCGCGAAAUUGUUCCACGACUGGAAGAUCAACGACCUGUUCAUCAUCAGCACCAAGGAUUCUGGCAACGUACAGGCAUACGUCCAAUUCGCCAGACUAGAAGACGCGAAAGCUUCCGUGAGCACAUCGUUGAAAAUCGGCAACAAACCCGUGAGCGCGUCUGCGAUCAGCGAGGAGAAGUUUGCCCAGGCGAAACGCGAUCACGAACAGAAUCAGACUACCAGUUCGGACUGCGUCAUCAUGCGGGGACUUCCGUUCCAAACGAUCGACCGUGACAUCUUAGAUUUCUUCUCAGACAUCGGCAUAGUACCUCAUAGGAUACACAUGUUACUCAAUCAAAAUGGAAAACCGGCCGGGGAAUGUUUCUGCGAGUUCGACAGCGCGGACGAAGCUCUCCGAGCAACUGCCAAGAACGGUCUACCCUUUGGGAAAAACGUACCGACCAUAGAGCUGGUUCCAAGAGCUAAGAUGCUAGAGACUUUGGGAAUGGUGGACCCACAAAUGUUGGAGACGCAACAGCAACACUUCCCGACGCUUCAGGACCCACGGCCACGAUUCUCCGGACCUAUGAAUCAUCUGCCGCGGUUCGGGAACUCCGGAUUCAGUCCCAGAUGUCCGCCCGGUCUGAUGGGAAUACCUAGACACAUGCUGGGUCGACACCCAGGAUCCAUGGACUACGUGGAGGGCUUCGGUAAACCUGGUUGCGUCCUGUCUUUAGAGAACGUCCCGUUCAAAGCAGACAUCAACGAGAUUAUCGAGUUCUUCGGCGAUUUCGACGUGAAAAGGGAAAACGUGAUUCGUCGGUACAACGAGAGGGGAAUGCCAACGGGCGACGCCAGGGUGGCCUUUGCUUCGCCCGGCGAGGCUCAAAGAGCUUUGAGAGAGUUGAAGCACUGUAAAAUGAGGGAUCGUACGAUAUACAUGAAACUCGCGUGAACGCGGACGACGGAUCGGUCGAGUUCAGAAUUCGGUCCUGAAAAUCGGUCUUCGAAAGUAUCGAACGGCAGGUCUAAGUGAUCGAUAGUGAUGAACUCAUUCGUCGCUCUGAAUUAGGCAUUGCCUCCUUAUAAACUAGGCAAACGUUAUACGUAAAACGUUUGUGAUCAAGUUAUAAAGGUGAUAGAACGAACGGCUCAUGACUUAUAACGGGGCAAUGCCGUAUUUAAUUCCAAUGGGAGCAAUAUGAAUAUGUUCUGAACGAUCAGACCGGGAAUGGAAGAACUGAGAAGAGUAGAAGAGAUGCUUCCUUCUCGCUUAUACAGUGAAGUCUAGAAAGAUGGAUUUACUCGAACGAAGAACUGAACUAUCUUAUAAAACGAAGUUUCAUUCGGGUGAAAUAUUACUAUCGAGACUUCACUGUAUGGUGAGUGUAAAAGGAAAUGAUUUAGUUUUUGUAUAUAAACUAUGAUUUAAGUAUCAUGACUUGACGAUCGUUUAUAUGAUUUAUAGAGAUAUAUUUUCCUUCGCAUGAAUGUUGUUUAUUUUAUAACGAAAAGGAACGGUUCGCAGAAAUUUAUUUUUAGGAGUAACUGAGCAGGUGCAAUUAUUCUCGACUUCUCCUCGGGGAACUUUUCCUUUCGUUUUCAUUUUCAUUUCGUUUUAUUACGUUUUACCGCAUUAAACUGGAACUAAAGUUUUUGUUUCUCACGUCCACUGAUUAAUGAUUAAAAACUGUAAAUAUAAAAUAAGUCUAGUGUAUCAUUUUCAACGUCAUCGUGAUUUUCUUUAUUCCUAUUUCGAGCAUCUAACGUUACCGAAGAUUUGUACAUGUUCUCAUGUAGUUAUUGCAAAAUGCAGCGCAAUAAUGAGUACGAUAAAAGACUUUUAUGUUUUAAAUCGAUCGAGAACCACCUGAUGCUCAUUCAUGAUUUUUAAAGACUUCGUAAUGUCACAGACGGGUGUGUAAUAAAGUACAAAAUCCGAGUGUGAAGGAUUUAACUCUGUAUAAAAAGUAAAUACGAGAAAAACGAUUCGUUUUACAUUUCACAUUUUUUACAAACGCAGUCGUAUAUGUACGUUUACAUAUCCACGACUCCAUCGAAUUGUAUAUAGUCUAUAUACAUAAGCGUCAUAAACAAAUAUGAUUUAGUUUACAUAGAUGUAUGAUAAAUAUUUGUACGGCGAGAUUAUUGACCAGCUAGAGGUGUACUUAAAUUGUUCGGUUUGCCGUAUGUUUCUGUUUAAUAUAAGCACUUUAAGACUUCAAUAAAUUUAUAUUUACAGCAAUAAA
This is a messenger RNA of Ceratina calcarata, 4384 nucleotides long. RefSeq lists its product as uncharacterized. The transcript has 4 exons. The coding region runs from base 502 to 3090 and encodes 862 amino acids. The record is from RefSeq and is a predicted model, not a curated record. Lineage: Eukaryota; Metazoa; Arthropoda; Insecta; Hymenoptera; Apidae. Gene Ontology annotation, molecular function: RNA binding.